AGUCUGAACCAAGGAGGCUUGAACGCGCCAGAGUGCUUUUGAAUAGAAAACUUUAUUGUUAGCGGAAGUGACAAGUUCAACACCGAAUCCAAAGGAUCCACGUGGGUUCGCCCUCUGGUUAAGCGCACACGGUGAAGGUUAAGCAAGGCUGCCAGGUAUCAAAAUUUAACGGAACCCAUUCGUUGUCCAGUGGGUUUUCAACGAGGGUGAACCGAAAGGUCGUUUGCUGAAAUGGAUCCAAUGAAAGCGCAGCAGCUCGCCGCGGAGCUGGAGGUUGAAAUGAUGGCUGAUAUGUAUAACCGCAUGACCAAUGCAUGUCACAGGAAAUGUGUUCCCCCACAUUACAAGGAAGCCGAACUUUCAAAGGGGGAGGCUGUGUGUCUGGACCGCUGUGUUGCAAAGUAUUUGGACUUGCACGAGAGACUUGGCCGGAAGCUCACUGAGCUCUCCGUGCAGGAUGAGGAGGUGAUGAGGAAAGCUGCAGCUGGAACCGGAUAAGCCCAAUAAGGACCUUAAAAUCUUGGAUAGUCUAGGUUUUGUGGGAGGAGCAGCACUAUGGACUUCCAAAAGGGGGAAAGUGGGCAGCAUGGCCACAAAUGUAAAGAUUAUAACAUGAAUAUUACAACUAUUCACUGAGACAUUCAAUUUCAAGGUACAGACUUUUGGUUGGAGGUGGGGUAUAUUGUACCCCAAGAUUUGGUGGAAUCUGGCGGUGUUAGUUUGUUGGAUGAAAGAUUCACUUAACGUGGAAUAAAACUUUAUCUGGGUGGGGAGAUUUAUUGAGUAUUGGGGAAUUGCAGGUCCUUGUGAAAUUGUGUUAUACAUUUUUUUUGUGUGUGUGUGUUUUUUUUUUUAAUGUUGACUGUGAUCAUUGUAUUUUCUGGCUGUGAGUAAUUUUGCAAAACUCCUUUAUUACUAAACUCAAUUAAACCAUUGAUCAUGCCUA
This is a messenger RNA of Myxocyprinus asiaticus (Chinese sucker), 946 nucleotides long. RefSeq names its product translocase of inner mitochondrial membrane 10 homolog (yeast) (gene timm10). NCBI's taxonomy places the organism in Eukaryota, Metazoa, Chordata, Actinopteri, Cypriniformes, Catostomidae. The transcript is spliced from 2 exons. The record is from RefSeq and is a predicted model, not a curated record. The coding region runs from base 232 to 498 and encodes 88 amino acids. Gene Ontology annotation, biological process: protein insertion into mitochondrial inner membrane. Gene Ontology annotation, cellular component: mitochondrial inner membrane.